This is a messenger RNA of Aspergillus versicolor CBS 583.65, 1191 nucleotides long. RefSeq names its product cellulase family protein. Gene Ontology annotation, molecular function: hydrolase activity, hydrolyzing O-glycosyl compounds. Bases 1 to 1191 code for a protein of 396 amino acids. The record is from RefSeq and is a predicted model, not a curated record. The transcript has 3 exons. NCBI's taxonomy places the organism in Eukaryota, Fungi, Ascomycota, Eurotiomycetes, Eurotiales, Aspergillaceae.
AUGAAGCUACUCUAUCUCUUGUCAGCUGCGAACACCCCCUUCAGCGUCUCUGGAAGAUGGAUCCUUGACUCUGCUGGGUCCCCCGUCACCUUCGCCGGCGUGAACUGGCCCGGUGCAGGCGAGGCCAUGGUCCCAGAAGGCCUCCAAUACGCCUCCAUCGAGUCGACCGUCUCCAAGAUAAAGUCCCUAGGAAUGAACGUCAUCCGACUGACCUUCCCGAUUGAACUGGUCGACAACAUCCUCGACACCGGAGACAUCACCGUCCAGGACUCCUUCAUCAACGCCUUAGGAUCCGAGAAUGGAACCGCCGUGUUUAACCAGAUCACCGCAUCCAAUCCCCAAAUCACAAACACCACGACCAGACUGGCUGUCUACGACAUGGUCGCGGAAGAGUGCAACGCCCAGGGAAUAUACGUACACCUCGACAACCACAUCUCCAAAGCAAUGUGGUGCUGCUCCAACGACGACGGCAACGCCUGGUUCGGGGACACAUACUUCAAUGUGGAGAAUUGGAAGCGCGGACUCGAAUACAUGGCUUCUCACGCAAGCUCCUGGCCUUCAUUCACCGGUAUCGGCCUCCGUAAUGAACUGCGCGAACCGAGCACAGAAAACCCUGAUUACCCAUACAAUUGGGAAACGUGGUAUACGGAGAUGACAUCCGCAGCAGAGGCAGUGAACGCCGCGAAUCCAGACGCAUUGAUCUACCUAUCCGGUCUGAAUUACGAUACGACACUCUCACCCAUCCCGACAGGCGAAGAUCUCGGUUCCGGGACGAAAUUCUCUCUCUCAGACUUCGCGUACGCAGAGAAACUCGUUCUCGAACUACACAACUACGACACCACCGCCACGAGCUGCGACGACCUCUCCGGCUCGCUCUGGAACGGCGGCUUCAACGCGCAAGACACCAACGACACAUCCAUCGUCAACGUCAUGCCGGUCGUGCUGACCGAGUUCGGCUUCGCGCAGGAUCAGUCCACCUGGCAGAGCGUCUACGCGAGCUGUAUCCGGGAGUGGAUUCCUGAGCAGCAGGCCGGGUGGAUGGUUUGGACGAUUAGCGGCAGUUACUAUAUCCGCGAGGGCACGCAGGACUCGGAUGAUACUUGGGGGAUUUUGGAUCAUACCUGGUCGGACUGGCGCAAUCAGGAGGCUAUUGAGCAGGGACUGCAGGGUAUGGUGGAUGCGUCUAUCUGA